AUGAGCAGGCAGAAAGAUGUACCUAAUUAAGUGGCGGGUGAGUGUUUUUUGCUGCGGAAAGACAUUUUUAGUGUUUGAUGGAUGAACUGUGAGGAGAAUAAUGACACCUCGUUAUACCCAUGUUUAACACUUAACAGAUUGCUGUGAUUUUAACUAAAGUUACUCCCAUAAUACACACAAAGUAUCGUGAGGUGUAGGGAAAAGGUGGAUAGGCUAAAAUGUCAUUAAAAAAAAGAAGUUAUUUUCAAUAAUUGUUAAAUCAUGAACAACAAAAACAAAUUGUGGAUAGUGAAAGACUCGCUUUACAUUUUGUUACACUUUAUCAGGGGCAAGCCAGUAGUUUAGGGCCCUACGCACACAUAUUUUUAGUGCCUAAAUUGCCAGGACCCUAUGCACACUGUCCCCCUUUUCCCCCCACUAGUGACGCCCCUGCACUUUACAUGUGAUCUUUUGUGUGCUUCAGUCACAGAGCUGAUAGAGCUGUGCUGUUCCAGUGUAUUACCAGGAGGAGGCACCAACAUUGAACUGGCUCUACAUUGCCUUCAUGAAGUACAAGGAAACAUAGCGGCAGCACUGGAUUUACUGCUAAUGAGAGGAGAUUUUCGGACCCCCUGGCACCCUCUGAGUGAUUACCACUACACAGGGUCAGAUCUUUGGACAGCUCAAGAGAUGAAGAUGUUCAAAAAAGCAUUGGCUGACUUUGACAAGGACUUCAGACAAAUUCAUAAUGUGUUACAGACCAAGUCAGUAGCCCAAUGUGUGGAGUAUUACUAUACCAUGAAGAAGGUGAAGAAGUUCAAGCAACGUGGCCGAACUGUAAACAAAAAAGACGGAGAGAUCUUUGUCUUCAAAUGCUCCCAAGAGCUCCAGUCUGAGCAAACAGACAGAAACACAAAACAGAGGACAAAAGCCACUGAGGGCGAGAUGAGUGCCAGAGCUGAGAAGGGUCACAGAUCUCCCUCAGUCAGGAUAGAUACAAACUCCAGAUGGUGGUGGGCAAGAAAGGACACCAGUCCGAGCAGUAGUCUGAAGUCAACUCAAGUCUCUUCAGUAUUUGAGCAGAAUCCUGUGUGAAGUGCAUUUAAGACUACAGUAAUGUUCAAAUCAUUAUCCAGAUACUUUCCUUCACACUGAAUACAAAAAGCAGCCAAGUUUUAAUUCAUUUUUACAACCGUUUAUUUGUUCUGACAGAUUUUGAGAAGUUAACACUUUGAAAUAUUAAUGUUAGGGAGUUAGGGUUGUCAUGAUACUGGAAUUU
Danio rerio (zebrafish) is the source of this 1258-nucleotide messenger RNA. NCBI's taxonomy places the organism in Eukaryota, Metazoa, Chordata, Actinopteri, Cypriniformes, Danionidae. The record is from RefSeq and is a predicted model, not a curated record.